Andrographis paniculata is the source of this 3078-nucleotide messenger RNA. Its product is annotated as putative late blight resistance protein homolog R1B-8. The record is from RefSeq and is a predicted model, not a curated record. The transcript has a single exon. Bases 204 to 2843 code for a protein of 879 amino acids. Gene Ontology annotation, molecular function: ADP binding. NCBI's taxonomy places the organism in Eukaryota, Viridiplantae, Streptophyta, Magnoliopsida, Lamiales, Acanthaceae. Gene Ontology annotation, biological process: defense response to other organism.
AAUGGAUCAGCUCGUAUUCGUCGCCAGUACAAAUACCCACACGUACAUACAUUUGUAAGACUGUAUCGUAUGUCGGUAGACAACAAAAUGCGCGUGAGCGAGAAACCUUUUUCCAUAGGACCAAUAAAACGACGACGUUUGUACACUACACUAAUUAGUCUGUCUAAAACAGACAACCCUGGGAGCUCCUUCCUCCAGCUCCAAUGGCUUACAACCUCGAAUCCCUAGCUCAAAUCCUCCACCAGCUUCUUCUCCCCGACCACCACUCUCGCCGCCCCUGGUUUCUCGACCCCAGCCAAACCUCCGACUUCCAAUCCCUCCUCACCAAGUCCUAUUUCCUCAGAGACUUCUUCCAACACUCUUCCUCCUCCAUAACCCCUCCCCAAGCUCGAACAACCUUGGAGUCUCGAAUCAGAGACGCCGCCUGUCACGCCGAAGCCAUCAUUUCUUCACACUUGGCGGAUAAACUCACGAUUCCGCGAAUCAAAGGCCAGCGAGUCAUGAUCCCCUUCCCAGAUCUGCUCCGAGUCAUCAACGACAUUCAAUUCGAGCGUAUCCUCGAAGAUAUAGUCAAAUUAAUGGAUGAGAGUCAUCAGACACAGGUAAGAAGAAGGAUCGAUUCGACGACAGAGUCGUCGCAGAUUGUCUCAACCUCACAAUUCUCAGAUCUAAAUCCCGACCAGAUUGUUCUCGGCUUGGCCGACGAUUUGAUUCAGCUCAAACAUCGCCUGCUCGGCCAGGAUCCUGAUUCGAAGCUCGAAAUUCUCCCCAUUGUCGGCAUGGGAGGGAUUGGUAAGACCACUCUUGCUCGAACACUGUACGAUGAUCCUGUUCUUACUCCACAUUUCGACAUUCGAGGUUGGGUCACAAUUUCUCAAACCUUCAAUGUUAGAGAGAUUCUUCUCAGCCUUAUAAAGCAAGUUUCUCCUGAAAAAUUAACCGAUGAAAUCAUUAAAAAGGAUGACAGUGAAUUGAUCGUUCGAUUGUAUCAGAAUCUAUGGGGAAGACGAUUCCUAAUUGUUUUGGACGAUGUUUGGAGCCCUAAGGUUUGGGACGAAAUCAAAACAAUAUUUCCCGACGAGGCAACGGGGAGUCGAAUCGUCGUCACGACACGGGAGCGUAGCGUGGCGAAUUUUGUUGCCGGAAACGACGAGCAACACCACAUGAAGUUCCUAAACGAGUCCGAAAGUUGGAACCUUUUUUGCCGGAAAGUGUUUGUGGAAAAACCAUUGAUCAACAUUGGUCGAAAAAUUGCCAAAGGAUGUCGAGGACUUCCUCUCGCAAUCCACGUCGUUGGUGGCGUGCUCGCGCGCGCCGAUCGAACGAUAGAGUCGUGGAGACGAGUCGCCGACGACGUCUGCUCGACUAUGGCUAAUAGCGACGCCCAAUUCUCGAACAUUUUAUCCCUCAGCUACAAUCACUUGCCCGAUUAUCUACGGCCGUGUUUUCUUUACAUGAGCACUUUUCCGGAAGAUCAUGAGAUUCAAUCCUCGAAGCUAGUCAAUUUGUGGGUCGCCGAGGGGUUUCUGAAGCCAAUUUCCGGGAAAAGUUUGGAGGACGCGGCCGAGGUGUAUUUAAAGGAGCUCGUCGAACGGAAUUUGUUGUUAGUUUGUAAGAUCGAGGCGAAGAGGAAUGUGAAAACAUACAUAAUGCACGAUUUACUAAGGGAUUUGUGUCUUCGAAAAGCCGAGGAAGAGAAGUUUGUGUUCGUCGUGGGAAAGUCGAUCCGAGGAUUUAUUCCGAGUGACGCUGCGCAGCUGCGCCGUCUGAGCGUUCGCGGCUGUAAUCGCGAGGCAUGUUUUCAUGAAUCCGUGGACUUAGCGAGUGUUACGCAUACAUUUCUGUUGAAUUCGCUGAAUUGUUCCUAUUUCGUCGAUCCUGAUCAGCCGCAUCUUUAUGUGUUUCGAAUGCGAUUGCUAAAAGUGCUCGACAUAUUGGCACUAAAGCUCGUCGACCUGCCGGAAUCAGUCGAGCAGCUCGUCAAUUUGAGGUACAUCGCGGCGAGAUUUCAGUUAGAUUCGAAACUACCUUCUUCGAUAUCCGCCCUGUGUAAUUUACAGACGCUAAUCUUUAGUCAAGAGCAAUACUUUGGCGCGACUGUCGAAGAAAUACUUUUUGAGAUGCCGGAGUUUUUAAGACACGUUCGAUAUAAGGGGAUAUAUCCGCUUUAUCAUGUUCGCGACGGGGAGUGGGAGAAGUUAGCCGUUCAAGAAAAUCUACAAACGCUGUCGUACGUCGCCGUAGACAAUCAAUUUCCGAAGAUUCUUGAAGCGACGCCGAACCUGAAGACUUUGGGCAUUUUCGAGCACGAGGAGAUGUCGCUUUCCGUGUGUAUCGAUUUGUCGCGGAUGGAUAAGCUCGAAGUGCUCAAAUGCAGAAGCUUAUCGACGUAUCCGAAAGACGAGUACUCGACUCUGUUAUGUUUCUUAAUUCUCGCGCCGUGGCUCAAAAAGUUGUCGUUGAGGAACCUCCGGAUUCCUCCCAAGUGGAUGGGAAAAGUCGGGGCGUUGCACAAUUUACAGAUUCUGAAACUGCGGGGAUGCAUCUUUCGACAUUUGGCUUGGGAGCCGUCAGAAGGGGAAUUCGUCGAGCUGCGGCUUUUGGUGUUAGAAAAUCUCGAUUUGAUGAAAUGGGAGGCCGAUGCGACGCAUUAUCCGCGACUCGAGCAUUUGGUUAUUCGAGAUUGCGGAAAGCUUGAAAUCCCGUGCGAUUUGGGAAAUAUCAUGACGCUCGAAACGAUUGAACUGCAUAGACCAACCUUAGGAUUGAGGGAGUCAGCGAGGAAAAUACAAGACGAGCAAGCGGAACUGGGGAACGACUCUCUCCAAGUUCGCUACCUUUAAUAGCCUGCAAACUAAAUCCGACAAGUUUCAAUUUAGAGAAACCAUUAGUAAUGAAAAUGGUAGAUUGAAUACAUUAAAAAGUCACCAAUCACAUUGUGCCACGUCAUAAAUACUAAUAAUUAAAAAAGCUAAAUUACACCAAAUCUACCUAAUUUUAUGAAAUUGCGUCAAAUUUUUUAUAUUUUUAAAAUUGUUUUAAAUUCUUUUGUUGUUAUAUAAAUUCUACGUCUAAUUC